AUGGGGAUGAAAGCUGGAUUCUUUUGGUUAGGGUUCUUAUUGGCAUGUAUUCUUGCCUCAACAUCUGCUGAUGAGACGUUAAACCUGUGGCCAAUGCCAGUAUCAGUCAACCAUGGUUUGCAGACUCACUGUCUGAGAAAGAAUUUUGCACUGAAAACAGAAGGAAGCAAGUAUGCUGAUGGAUCUGGGAUACUGAAAGAUGGGUUCUCAAGAUUGCUUGACGUUAUUGAUGUUAGUCGUGCUGCAGACAAGCUGACCAAUUUCAACAAUUUUCCAAUGCUCCUGGGCUUGCAUGUGAUCAUUUCCUCGUCUAGUGAUGAGUUACAAUAUGGUGUUGAUGAGUCCUACAAGUUAUCAGUGCCAGGAAAUGGAAAUCCAAAUUAUGCACAACUUGAGGCACAGACAGUUUAUGGUGCUUUACAUGGACUGCAGACUUUUAGCCAAUUGUGCCAUUUAAAUCUUGAAACCAGAAUAAUUGAAGUCCGUCCGACUCCAUGUACCAUUGAAGAUCAGCCAAGGUUCUCUUAUCGAGGGCUUCUAAUUGAUACCUCUCGACACUAUCUGCCUUUGCGGACGAUAAAGAGUGUCAUUGAUGCUAUGGCCUACUCAAAGUUGAAUGUGCUACAUUGGCACAUUGUGGAUUCACAAUCAUUCCCCUUGGAAAUACCAUCAUUUCCAAAAUUGUGGAAUGGCGCUUAUUCAGCUUCUGAACGAUAUACUAUGGUUGAUGCAGCUGAAAUUGUGCGUUAUGCUCAAAGAAGAGGAAUCAAUGUAUUGGCUGAAUUUGAUGUACCAGGGCAUGCUAUGUCAUGGGGAAAAGGCUAUCCUUCUCUAUGGCCAUCACCUAAUUGCUCGGAGCCUCUUGAUGUUAGUAAUGAGUUCACUUUCCAAGUUAUAAAUGGAAUUCUUUCAGAUUUCAAGAGGGUAUUCAAGUUUAGAUUUGUCCACUUGGGUGGUGAUGAAGUUAAAACAGAUUGCUGGGUGACAACUCCUCGUGUAGGAAGAUGGUUAUCCAAGAAAGGGAUGAAUAAAUCUGAUGCAUACAAGUACUUUGUUUUGCAAGUACAGAAGAUAGCUUUGUCCCAUGGAUAUGAAGUUAUUAAUUGGGAGGAGACCUUCAACAACUUUGGAAAGCAAUUAAGCCCGAAGACAGUAGUGCAAAAUUGGCUUGACAAUAGUGUUCCUGAGAAAGUGGUUGCAGCUGGGCUGAGAUGCAUUAUCAGCAACCAGGACAAAUGGUAUUUGGAUCACAUGGACCAAAGUUGGAGGGAUUUUUACACGAAUGAACCACUCUCUAACAUAACAGACCCUACUCAGAAAAAAUUGGUUAUUGGAGGUGAAGUAUGCAUGUGGGGAGAGUAUGUUGAUGGGUCAGAUAUUCAGCAAACUAUCUGGCCUCGUGCUGCAGCAGCUGCAGAGAGACUUUGGACUUCCUACGAUAAGUUGGCAAAGGAUCCGGAGCAAGUUAUUGGAAGGUUGGCUCACUUCAGAUGUUUGCUGAAUCAAAGGGGAAUUGCAGCAGCUCCAUUGCUUGGAUAUGGUCGAGCUGUCCCUACUGAACCAGGUUCUUGCUAUAAACAGUAG
Messenger RNA from Nelumbo nucifera (sacred lotus), 1584 nucleotides. Its product is annotated as beta-hexosaminidase 3-like. Gene Ontology annotation, molecular function: beta-N-acetylhexosaminidase activity. NCBI's taxonomy places the organism in Eukaryota, Viridiplantae, Streptophyta, Magnoliopsida, Proteales, Nelumbonaceae. Gene Ontology annotation, biological process: carbohydrate metabolic process; glycosaminoglycan metabolic process. Gene Ontology annotation, cellular component: membrane. The record is from RefSeq and is a predicted model, not a curated record.